GCACCACUAAUUUCGUUCAGUCAGUCGUCUCACGCACGUCUGACAUCCAGGAGGGGCAAGCAGCAUGGGGGGCGAUCCUCACCAUACCUCACAGCGACAGGCUCGUUCGAAUCGUGCGAACGAGGAGAAGGAUGAAGGACCGUCCAUGCAGCAGAUCAAUGAGGAGUUCGUGACUCUCUACGAACUCCUGGAGAAACAGGGACUGAACGAGAGCGAAUGGGUGGCCGUGACGCAACCCAUCGUCGACGUGGUCCGCAAGGCCAAGGUCCGGCAGCGGGCGGCGAGGAUGGCCAAGUGGGUCUCCGUCUGCGCCGGCCUCCUGCUGGCCAUGCACCUCCUGCUGCAGAUUUCGUUGGUGCAGAAGGCCGGUCACGUCCUCUUCAGGCACUUCCUGCUGAUGAUCCUGCCUCGCUGGGACUGGACUCGCGUCUACUACUCCGACUGCUUCAUCUCCAACCCGUACUACGUGAGCCGGUCGCUGCUGGAGGAUGACUGCAAUGUGUGCGAAUCCCUCGAGAAGAUGGACCGGCUGUCGAACGUGUCGUCUUGGGUCGUCACGGAGGACUACCUGAAGAACGACAUCCCCUUCCUGGUCACCGACGCCAUGGACGACUGGCCCGUCAUGAACACGGAGGAGUUCUGGUUCGACAACGUCACGGAGAUGUACCUGAACGAGGACCUGCGCGGCGUGUACCCGUGCGAGCUCACGUCCAACCUCCGCCUCCGCCCGGACGACCUGCGGACCUUCCUCAAGAAGAUACACAAUCCCGACGUCCGGAGGUGGUACGGCCAUUGGGAGAACUGCAACAAGAAAGCAGCCAAGGUCCUGCGUCAGCUGUAUCGGCGCCCGUACUUCAUUCCGCACAUGGUCGACCUGUCGGACUCGAACUGGGUCCUCAUAUCGUCGGACUUCAAGGGGAAGGUUUACAAGGAGGUGGACUUCCACACGGAGCUCUUGUGGGUGGCGCAGGUGCGGGGCUGGAGCAAGAUUCGUCUCGUGCCCCGAGAACCCUGCGACCACUUCUGCCCCGAGCUGUUGGACACGCUGACCGAGGGGCAUAUGGUUGUGGUAACAAACCUAUUAUGGAAAUUCGAGUACAUCCCCGGAGAGCACACGGAUAACAUGGCCGUCGCAGUGGGAGGAUUUUGGACCUAGAGCCCCGCCGGCCGCUGCAGAAAUGCGUGGGCCAAGAAUUCCCCGCAUGGAUUUUCCUGAGCCAUAGGAAAUUGAAUCAAGAUAGGACUGAUGUCUUGCGAAUAUGUGUAUUUUUCUUCGCGCUUUUAUUCCUUUUUUUGGUUAUAUUGUUCCUAUUUUCAAAAUGACAGAGGGCCAAAAGACAGAAAAUUUAGGAUUUAAUAGGAUAUACGAGAGGUAUGAGUAAUAUAAUGUACCUCUGUUAUAGAAGUCGCACAAAUUAGACCAAAGAAUUAAUAAAUUAAAUCUGACAAAAUUCUCAUUAGAGUCAUCAAACCCUUCAGGUCUAGUCAUCCGUCAUCGCACGAAGCUUGUUCAAAACCCAUUCUUCCUUAACAUCAUGUAACAUUACAAAUUCACUUGGAAAGCAUGUUCAUAAUGCAUUACCUUCAUUUCAUGCGUCACCUAUGUAGCAUUUCCAAAGACGGAAAAAGUAAUGCUUCUGAUGUCUUUAUUUCAUUGAUUUUCAUCACUUUUAUCAUUGGCUCUCCCUCGGAUAUUAGGAUAAGAUUACAUUCCUACAGGUAGUCCGUAGUGUAAAAGAUGUCAUAUUUCAUAGCGUAAAAAGGACGAAAAAGAACCAUGAAUGGUUGUGAGGGAAGAGAGGAUUUUAAGAAUAUUAGAUCUACGAUGUUACUUAUUGCAUCUAUUAAAUUUUAUGUUGUUUUUUUCGUUACGUUAAGAUGUGUAUAAUCAUAUUUGUUAACUAUGAUCUCAGUUUUAGGUGACAGAUGUUCAUAAGUAUGUUAUGUCAAAUACGAACAGGUUUUGUAUUUCUUAAAACAAUCAGUGCUGUGGUAGCAUCAGUACCUUCAACAUGAAAUAUAUAUACGAUAAAAAAGAGUAUAUGAUUCUCCUUUUAUAGGGAAAAUGUACAAAUUUUGCGUUUUAAUGACUGGAUACACGAAUGCACUUAAAGGUUGUCUGUGUUCUUCAACAUGGGUAUCAAAAAGUAUUUAUGUCUUUUCUUCAAAUCAUGAUAAAUGGAUGAUUUCCUUGGAAUAUUUUAUUUUUGGUGACAUUUUGUUUAUAUUUGACGCCGUUAAGCAUUGGAGAUAAAACAUGGAAGUAUGUAAGGAAAGAGGUAAUAAAAGGCAGAUAUAA
Molecule: messenger RNA, 2299 nt
Organism: Penaeus chinensis
Lineage: Eukaryota; Metazoa; Arthropoda; Malacostraca; Decapoda; Penaeidae
Exons: 9
Coding region: 65-1156 (363 amino acids)
Source: RefSeq, a predicted model, not a curated record